Drosophila miranda is the source of this 2680-nucleotide messenger RNA. It is a transcript of the gene Axs, whose product is annotated as anoctamin-10. The transcript is spliced from 8 exons. Bases 557 to 2494 code for a protein of 645 amino acids. Gene Ontology annotation, biological process: chloride transmembrane transport. Gene Ontology annotation, cellular component: plasma membrane. NCBI's taxonomy places the organism in Eukaryota, Metazoa, Arthropoda, Insecta, Diptera, Drosophilidae. The record is from RefSeq and is a predicted model, not a curated record. Gene Ontology annotation, molecular function: chloride channel activity.
AAGAGGGAAAUAUUGAAUAAAUGAAUAUUGAAGAAUUGAAUAAAUAAAUCAACUUGAUAAUUAAGUCAAUUAUGACUGGCAUUUUUUUUUUUUUGAUGCUAAUCCAAUUCGAUAACACACCGGGUUAAGUGACGUCACACACCUGAGAGAUGCGAUGCUCCGGCCCGCCAUCCGUCCACGCCAGCAGAAGAACGAACAACAACAAAAACAAACAAAGCAGAACCGGCAAAAGCCAGUGCAAGAUUGUUUCUGUUUCUGCUGUUGUGGCACAGCAUAGCACAGAAAUACAUAUUCUGGCAUUAUUAAAUUGGUAUUUUGGCAUUGGCGCAAGCGAAAACAUCCACACAAACACACAACUACAGGGCCAGCGAGACGCAUAGAGGAGUGGCACAGACACAGCCACAGUCCGCAGUCCGCACACUUUCCUGGCACUUACUCAUGCCACUGUAGCAAAAUAUUCUAGUGGCUUUCGGCAUUGUUAUUAGUACCGCAGCGACCCAGAGGCAACGACUGACGUGUCUGGCUGCCACUCACCCAUUAUCAUCAUAGAUAAUAAAUGAUGUCUGAAGAUGCCAAGAGUCCAGGACCACGCACCCGUAACAUCAUUGAAAACCAAUUGUUUCGCCGCCAGCGCAGUCUGAAGCUUGAGGCCCUGCAAAGGCAGCGCACCCUUCAGGGAGAUGACGACACCGACGUGGACGAACCCUUCGACAAGACGCAAAUAGUCAUCAUAUUCACGGAGAAGGCCAAGCUGCGCCACUGCCAGGAUGUGGAGAAGAUCAUCCAGGAAUUUGGCAUACAGACCACUCUGGAAACUUUAGGAAAAACCGAAAAGUAUCUGUAUUUGUCGGCCAGUUUGGACACCUUGUUGCGGCUGGCCGAUGUGGCCGAGCUGGAGAAGAAGACCACCACGGGCAGCAUGCAAAAGUUCAACAAUGGGUGCAUCUCCGACUUUCUGCUGCCCGGCAUGGGCAAGGAUCAAAUACUGCGCUACUGUGAGAUCCCCGUUCUGAUCAAGGAUGUGAUCAAGCCAGCGAUCAAGUCCUACAUACUGAAGGGCUACAUCGAGGACAUGUUUCCCCUGCACGAUAUUCUCUAUCUGGAUCGCUUCAACUGGAAUCUGAAGCGCUCCCAUCUACCCAUAGAGGACAUCCGAAACUAUUUUGGCUCCAGCAUUGGCCUCUAUUUCGGCUUCAUUGAGUUCUACACGAAGGCCCUGAUCUUUCCCGCUGUCUUUGGCAUACUGCAGUACCUAUUUGACCUGAAUCUCUCGAUUGUGUGCAGUUUCUAUGUGGUCUGGACAACUAUCUUCCUGGAGCUGUGGAAGCGCAAAUGUGCUGGCUACUCGUACCGAUGGGGCACCAUCGAGAUGAGCAGCCUGGACAAGCCGCGCUCCGCCUACCAGGGCCAGCUAAAGCCCGAUCCGAUUACCGGCAAAAUGACACUGCAUUACCCGAUGCGCUACACGUACCUGCAAAUGUACUGCAUUUCGUAUCCGGUGGUGCUCGUCUGUGUGGUGGCGGCCGGCUGGUUCGCCCUCUACCAGUUCCAGAUCGAGGCCGAGGUGCUGGCAGAUUUUGGCGCAGACUCGUGGCUGCUGUACGUGCCGGUCAUUGUGCAGUCCAUUCUGAUAGCCAUCUUCUCGUGGGCGUACGAGAAGUUGGCCACAUUCCUCACAAAGCUGGAGAACCAUCGCACCCGCUCGCAGUACGACCGGCAUCGGGUCAACAAGCUGAUGCUCUUCGAGAUCGUCAACAACUUCUUCUCCCAGUUCUACAUCGCCUUCGUCCUGCAGGACCUCAAGCAACUGAAGUACCAGCUGAUGAUGCAGCUACUCAUAUUCCAGCUGCUGUGCAUUGCCCAGGAGAUCGGCAUCCCGCUGAUGGCUGUGCUCCGGCAGAAGUAUGCCAAGUUUCGCCAUCGCGACACCGUGACCGAGGAGGAGAAGCUGGACAAUAUCAGCGAUCAGCCCCGGUACGAGCAGUCGUUCUACGAGUCCGGCCUGGAUGCCUACCAUUCCACAUACGAGGACUACCUGCAGGUGUGCAUACAGUUCGGGUUCGUUGUACUCUUUGCCGCCGUGGCCCCCUUCGCCGCCAUCGGGGCGCUCAUCAACAACGUGUUUGCCGUCCACAUCGACAUGUUCAAGCUUUGCAACAUCUUCAAGCGUCCGUUCGCCCGCAGGGCCAAGAACAUUGGCGCCUGGCAGCUGGCCUUCGAGCUGCUGUCCGUCAUGUCGCUGCUGAGCAACUGCGGUCUGCUCUUCCUCCAGCCGAAUGUCAAAGAAUUCUUCUCGCACUGGCUGCCCACGGUGCCGGAGCUGUCGUUUGUCAUCUUUGAGCAUCUGCUGCUAGGCCUCAAGUUCGUCAUCCACAAGGUUAUCCACGAGCGUCCGCGCUGGGUGCGAAUUGGUCUGCUGAAAGCAGACUUUGAGACCAGCCAGGCCCUCAAGCAACUCAAAAAAUUCAAGGCGGAGACUAAUAAGAUGGCCUAGAAUCCACUCUCCCACUCCUCUAAUCUGCAAUCUCCGAACUCCAAUCUCCAGUUCCAGUUGUUGGUGCUAUUAGAACCAGGUCCAUUUUAAAAGUUAUUAUAUUUGUACGUUUUAUGCGAUUUUAAUGUGAAAACUCUAACCGAAGGAAAAGUGUGCCUUAGAAAAUAUAAAUGCUUUAAUCUCAAA